Dreissena polymorpha is the source of this 3591-nucleotide messenger RNA. RefSeq lists its product as uncharacterized. Lineage: Eukaryota; Metazoa; Mollusca; Bivalvia; Myida; Dreissenidae. Bases 142 to 3591 code for a protein of 1149 amino acids. The record is from RefSeq and is a predicted model, not a curated record. The transcript is spliced from 7 exons.
AUAUUGACCUCAUCUCAACAGUUCUUUACAUUACUUAAUUAUAUGCUUUAACGACUGCAAUAACCAACCAUGGAACCGGAGCUCAAGCAUUCAUUAGACUUCUAUUUGUUUUGGAAAGGUACUGUUCUCUAAAUAAGAACAAUGGCGAGCCUAGAAGAUGUUUUCUUGGAGCAGGAAAUGACAAACUGGUUGAAAGCAUGGCUGGCAUUAAAUAUAACAAAGACCGGCCUACACAAUUUUGUUGACACGGAAGUACAACAAUUUCAGUUGAGUAUUUUACAAUCCGUUACAAAGACUUCAGGACUUUCACCAAACACAACAUGCACAAUAUGCUGUACAGCGAACCUUCUGAAAUGCCCCACAGACAAAUUGUGUAACAAAAGAAAUCACAGCGGAGUUUGCAAGUUUCAUGACACAACCAGCAAACUAUGGCGACAAUGUCCAACCCAGAUAUGCGAUAAAGUGCGUAACGAAAUAGUAAACGCACAUAGAUUUAAAGGCCCUAGAUGUAACGGUCCUUCUUGGAAUAACACCUCAGCGGAACAAUGGGCGAGUAAUCAUUGGGAAGUAGGGAAAUGUUAUAUGCCUCCAGAUGGGUAUAUUAAAGUGCGUUCUUUUGAAAAAACAGAUUUCAACGGCGUCAUCAGUAUCAUGUUGAAUUGUACAAUCUUUGAUAGCAAGUUAUCGUUCAGCAUAGCACCUCAGCUCAGUUCUCCUUGUCUGUUGACAAAGGCUCGUGAAGUAGGGAAAGCUGUCCGCCAUUCUCCUGAUUGUAAAGUAACAAGCGCCGAUCUCCAGGAGUAUGUUUUAACACUGGUCACCUUACUCAGUGAUUCAAAAGUCCUGAUACAUGACGUUCGUGCCCAAGAUGCAGUCACAAAAUUAAACCAGUUACAAAGUAACAGUUUGAAGCUAUCUGUGACGGAUGUGAGUCAGUUGCUGAAAGACGCACAUCAAACUUUAACACAGGCCAAACAAGUGUCGGAGGAGUCAAAGACAAAAAUGGAAGCCUACAUAGAUAAACUUGAAUUAAAACUUAAUGUACACGUUCAAAAUCUGCUAGACAAAUGCACAGAGGACAUUACGAAACAUACAAACACAUGCACUGAAAGAUCUAAACGCGAAUUGGAUAUACAUGUGCAAAAAGUUCAUUCAAGAAAGGAGGAGCUGGACUACGAAAAGGCUAUUGACGAAUUUCAAAGACGUUUGAAGAAGUAUUACCUAGACAACCUACGGCACGUACCUGUUUCUCCAUUGGUUCCAAGCCAUGAUAAAUCUUUAAUGGAAAUAUAUGUUACACCAAAAAUACAUCGAAUCGUUACGGGAAAGGACGGCGUGGAACGGAAAGCUGGCCAAAUUUUCAAAUACAAUGACAUUUUCCAGGAAGAUCCCAAAGCUAAGAAGCACGUAUUUUUGCAAGGAGAACCAGGCAAGGGAAAAACUACAUUUGCAGCUAAAUUACUUUCAGACUGGUGCAAUGACUGCGCAACCACAUCGAAAUCUUAUGUAAAAAACCAUCACUUUGCUGAUGUAGAAACGCUGCAGGCGUAUACGUUUGUCUUUCACAUUGCAUUACGUGAGUCUAGAUGUCAACGGAAUUUAACAGAGAUUAUUAAAAAACAAAUAAUUGAAAAGAUCUAUGCUGAAAAAGAUGUCAAUGCAGCAUACAUACUUCUUCAACGUAUUUUUGAAGAGGAAAUAUGUCUUGUUGUUCAAGACGGGUUGGACGAAUGGUGUGAUCCAGACAAGGAACUUGUCCUGCCAUUUUUAGCUCAAACAUUCCGGUGUAUUGUGUUAAUUACUACACGGCCAUGGAAAAUGUCUGACGAACGUUUGAAAAAUUCUCAGAUUGAUUGCCUUUUAGAAUUAGAAGGCGUGAUGGAUUCAUCAAUGCUCAGUAAAAACAUUUUAGGAUGCCUUCUAAGUGAUGACCUGGACAGCAAGCACGAACAUUUUGAGACGUAUGUACGUGGAAAUAGUCUUAUUAAAGAUUUGGUAUUGACUCCAAUGAUGCUAACACAUAUAGUAUGUUUGUGGGUGGAUGGAACAAUUUUAACAGGAUCGACCUGUGAAAUCUACAGCCUGAUUCUGGAUAGUUUUCUAAAAAGGAACAGCAACAAAUGGAGCUAUUUUCAGUGUCCGCCAUUCAAAUGUUUCGAAAAUACAAAAUAUCUGCAACCAAAUUAUGAUCAUAUACAAUCUAUUUCAAGGGCAGCAUUUUAUCUGCUGUUUUCUCUUGAUAGAGAUGGUUCGUUAGUGUUUAGCGAUAAAGUAUUAUACCGACACCUUCUUGAGGAACAAAAAGUGUUUGCACUUAAUUCGGGAAUCCUAUCAGAGAGAAAAACAUCAACUUUGAGUUGCAAACCGUCCACGAUGUUCUUCAUCCACAAAAGUAUUCAGGAAUUUCUCGCUGCAUUGUAUAUUGCUCUUAAUGUGAACGUCAUUGACGAUGUUUUCUCAGCAUAUUUGAGUCAAACUCCUAAUUCUUUGUUCGACAUUUCUCAAGUUUUCAUUUUUGUCUGCGGACUUAAUAUAGGUGCUGCAAAUCGAAUAUCCUCCACGAUGAACUCGCACUGUAUAACGAAUUUGAACCAAUACUAUAAAAAAAGGAAUUUGCACAAAAACUAUGUUCGGACGUGUAUUCGGAACCUGUACGUAAAACGUUUUCAGGACGUUUUUAUCACUGGCUUUUUAGAAGCCAAAUCCAAUAAUUUCAAAGAUCAGGAAGUAAAUCUGCAACUUCAUCAUUUUAACUUCGAUAUUGAUGAGAAUAGAAACUGUGCUUUGAAAUCCCUUCUGUCAAACAAUGUGUGCAAUGUGCAAUCACUUGGGUUCAGUACAUACAAGUAUCCUGACCUCCAUGGAUAUGAGGUACUAUCAUCGUCGGCACAUUGUUUACAAUAUUUGCAAAUAGGCGAUUUUCUAACCUAUCUACACGAAACAAUACGAGAUACCUAUACUAAACUGGAUCUUUCUUUGUUGCAACGUUUACAGAAGCUCUAUGUAUACGAACGCUAUGUAGAACUGCUACCUUUUCGUGGAUUUUCGGACAUGAAGUCGCUUACAUUGUACUGCAAAUGUGAUGGAUUGGACUUGUCAUCAUUUAAGAAUCUGCGUGAACUUGAGCUUGGUGAACAGGUGACCUUGGUACCAAAUGCUCUAUAUGAGCUCAAUAACCUGGAGUCUCUAUCAUUAGCAUGUAAAUAUGACGGGUUAGAUUUGACGAGUUGCAAAAAGCUAAAGUGGAUUACACUGGCCGAGCAUGUUACAUUAUUACCGAAUGCACUUCAACAGCUUCGAAAUUUGGAUUAUCUCGAUUUAAGAUGCAUGUGCGAUGGGUUGGACUUAUCAUCAUGUACAAAUCUAAUGCACAUCAGUCUCGGUGAACAUAUAACACUAUUACCAUUUGCUCUGCGUGAUCUUCAUCAAGUGCAAAUAUUAAAUUUGAAGUGUAAAUGUGAUGGAUUGGACUUAUCUUCUUGUACAUACCUAGAGCUCAUCAGUCUCGAUGACAUAGAUAGCGACACCGACUAUGAAUCCUCGUCCGUAUAUGACAUAGAUAGCGACACCGACUAUGAAUUGGAAUAUUAA